GUUCAUUAUGUAAGAGAUAUUCUUUUACACAAUUUUCAAAUUGCAAAUGAUAUUUGAUUCUGAGAAGAAUGUGAAGAAAAGUAGGUAGAUAGUUGACUAACUUAGCCACAUCUCAUGUGGUUUCAGAAUUCACAGAAUCUGUAACGUGCUGCAGAGUAGGUAUCAAAUAUUGAUUUAUAUACUUCCUGCAUAAGAAACAUCAGUACAUUGAAUGUCCAUGAUGGCUUUGAACUUCAGCUGCAAAGCAUUGCUCGCAUCUCUACCUCAGAAGUAUCACAAAAGAUGUCUGUCUCAGCUGACCAACUCGGCCGUUUGCCGCCGGAGGGCGCUGCUCUUUGACGAGGAGGAGAAGCGGCAGCGCUCGCUGGUCGGACGGGUGCAGAAGAUGGAGGUCAACUACGAGGGAGCGCCGGAGAACUGCACCCUGGUGAUGAACCAGCACCUCUCCACGCCACACGACUGUGCCAAACAUCUAUCCGAGGCGAUUCUGCAGAAGGCCGCGCUGGCCGAGGUGGACGGCCGGCCGUGGGACAUGCACCGACCGUUGUCGGCCGACAGCUGCACACUCCGCUACCUCUACUUCAAAGACGCCGAGCCGUUCGCGGUGAACAAGGCGUUCUGGCGCAGCUGUUCCCUGAUGCUGGGGGCCGUCGUGGAGGAGGCUUUCAAGGACCAGUACUACGUCCAACUGCACAGCUUCCCCAGCCCAAACGUGCGGAGCGGCAGCUUUCUGUACGACGUGCAGCUACCACUGGACUCGUGGCAGCCCACCGACCAGGAGCUGCGUGUCCUCUCGGGUAUGAUGCGGCGCUUGGCGCAGCGGGCACUGCCUUUCCGCCGACUGGAGGUACCCCAGGCAGUGGCCCUGGAGAUGUUCGCCGAGAAUGAAUUCAAGCGCAGCCAGGUGCCCAGCAUCGCGCAGCAGUCGGAGACGGGUGACCGUGUGACCGUGUACCGGUGCGGCGACCACGUGGACCUGAGCCGCGGCCCGGCCAUCUCCCACACGGGCCUGCUGGGACGGUGCUCCAUCUGCGCCGUACACCGGAUCGAGGCCGACUCGGGACCGCUCUACAGGUUCCAGGGUGUGGCACUGCCCAGUGACCUGAUGCUCAACCACUUCGCCUUUGGCCUGCUGGAGGACAGGGCGAGGCACCUGAACCCGUCUGGCUCAGUGGCGGCGUCCGGUCGAGGGGACACGGCGGCAGCAGAGGCGGCGUCGGGCUGACCGCCAUCCAACGGAGCCAGGUGGGCCACGACCGACCGUACCGCGGCCCGGUGUCCCCACCGCUGCCCCGAGAGACGCGGUCAUACGCUGGACGGGGCGACAAGACCCGUCUCCUGAGCCCACGGCCCGUGUCGGGGGACCACUCACCAGGGUGGGUCGUGACAGGGAUGGUGUGAGUCUCGGAGUCGUGCGGGAACAGCCGCGGGUCUGUGUGGUCGGCUGAACACGUGCGGGCAUCGGUAUUGUACAGACGCCAGUGGUGGCGACCGAAUGAGGAAUUAUGUGUAGAUCAAUACAUUGUGAUGCGAUUGUA
This is a messenger RNA of Amphibalanus amphitrite, 1538 nucleotides long. RefSeq names its product 39S ribosomal protein L39, mitochondrial-like (gene mRpL39). The coding region runs from base 212 to 1225 and encodes 337 amino acids. Gene Ontology annotation, cellular component: mitochondrion. Gene Ontology annotation, molecular function: threonine-tRNA ligase activity; nucleotide binding. Gene Ontology annotation, biological process: threonyl-tRNA aminoacylation. The transcript has 9 exons. The record is from RefSeq and is a predicted model, not a curated record. Lineage: Eukaryota; Metazoa; Arthropoda; Thecostraca; Balanomorpha; Balanidae.